Osmerus eperlanus (European smelt) is the source of this 693-nucleotide messenger RNA. RefSeq lists its product as uncharacterized. Lineage: Eukaryota; Metazoa; Chordata; Actinopteri; Osmeriformes; Osmeridae. The transcript has a single exon. The record is from RefSeq and is a predicted model, not a curated record. The coding region runs from base 16 to 693 and encodes 225 amino acids.
UCUGGGCUGCCUGUGAUGCCACUUCCUCAUAUGCUUGGAACUUACAAGUAUACACAGGGAAGCCUGAUGGAGGAGCCCCUGAAAAAAAAUCUAGGAAUGAGAGUUGUCCUGGACAUGACUCAGGGACUCAGUGGACACAACAUCACAUGCGACAAUUUUUUUACUUCGUACAAGCUCCUAAAGAGGAAGCUGACCAUGGUGGGAACAAUACGGAAAAACAAGCCUGAGCUCCCACCCCAACUGCUGACCACAAAGAACAGGCCUGUCAACUCGUCCAAGUUUGUGUUCACGGCUGACACGUCCCUGGUAUCCUAUGUGCCAAAGAAAGGCAAGAAUGUGGUACUGAUGAGUACACUGCACAGGGAUGACAGAAUCUGUGGCCAGGAGCAUCAAAAACCAGAGAUCAUCAUGGAUUAUAAUGCCUCAAAAGGAGGGGUGGACAACAUGGACAAGCUGGUGACUGCCUACAGCUGCAAAAGGAGGACCCUACGCUGGCCACUGGUGAUAUUCUUUGACAUGUUGGACAUCUCUGCGUACAACGCCUUUGUCAUCUGGAUGGCAAUGAACCCAGAGUGGAACAGAAGUAAGCUCCAGAGGAGACGCCUCUUUCUCGAGGAACUGGGAAAGGCACUGGUGAAAUCCAGAGAAGACAACAUGUUCCAAGAACCCCUUGUGUUGUGUAAACUGACCUGA